AAAAACAUUCCUUCUUGUAAAUCCUUCAAACUUAAUCAAACAUUCUCACCAAAAUCCUUCAUAACCCACAUAUUCACCAAAAAACUUAACCCCCAUUUCCCAUAUUACAAAAUAACAAACAGAGCACGGAAAACAGAGCAUAAAAACUAUAGGGAAAAAUAAAAAUGAUGAACAAGAUGAAACAAUUACACAAACAAUCAAUGCCAACCCAUCAAAACUCACCAUACACACCCAAAUCCUUAAAAAAUCCACCUACAAGAUCCAUUUCAAGACCCAUUAAUUACAUUUUCAAAGAACAAAGAUUAAUCUUUAUUUUAAUAGGUAUCAUAAUAGGCUCUGUUUUCUUUGUAUACCAACCCUCUUUGUCAUCAUCUUCAUCAACAAAGUUUGAUAAUUUUAAUAGUAGGAAAGAAAUCCCAUCAUCAAUUCGGGCCAUUUCGUUUUCUCAACGUCGAACAGGCCGGGUUCCGGUUGGCAUUGCCCGAAAAAGAUUGCGGGUUGUGGUGACUGGUGGGUCAGGGUUUGUGGGUAGUCAUUUGGUUGAUAAGUUGAUUGCUAGAGGUGAUGAUGUUAUUGUCAUUGAUAAUUUUUUUACUGGAAGGAAAGAAAAUGUGGUUCAUCAUUUAGAUAACCCGAGAUUUGAAUUGAUUCGACAUGAUGUUGUUGAGCCGCUUUUGUUGGAAGUUGAUCAUAUAUAUCAUUUGGCUUGCCCUGCUUCCCCUGUUCAUUAUAAGUAUAACCCUGUCAAGACUAUUAAGACAAAUGUGAUGGGAACCCUAAACAUGUUGGGACUUGCUAAGAGAAUUGGAGCGAGGUUUUUGCUUACAAGUACCAGUGAGGUUUAUGGAGACCCUCUUGAACAUCCUCAAAAGGAGACAUAUUGGGGACAUGUGAAUCCAAUAGGUGUUAGAAGCUGCUAUGAUGAAGGGAAAAGAGUAGCUGAAACAUUGACCAUGGAUUAUCAUCGAGGCGAUGGUCUUGAGGUCCGAAUUGCACGUAUAUUUAACACAUAUGGGCCUCGGAUGUGCCUGGAUGAUGGCCGUGUUGUUAGCAACUUUGUUUCACAGGCCAUUCGCAAACAACCAAUGACGGUUUAUGGUGAUGGAAAACAAACAAGAAGCUUUCAGUAUGUUUCUGACUUGGUCGAUGGACUAAUGGCACUUAUGGAAGGUGAGCAUAUCGGACCUUUCAACUUAGGCAAUCCUGGAGAGUUUACCAUGUUAGAGCUUGCUCAGGUUGUGAAAGAAACUAUUGAUUCGAGUGCCACAAUAGAAUUUAGAGAGAACACUGCUGAUGAUCCUCAGAUGAGAAAACCAGAUAUCAGCAAAGCAAAAGAACUGCUAAACUGGGAGCCCAAGGUACCACUCCGAGAGGGUCUACCUAAAAUGGCGUCUGAUUUCCGAAAUCGCAUUUUAAAUGAAGAUGAAGGAAAAGGCAACAAAUAAGAAGCGACCAUUCAAAGUAUGUAUAGAUACAACAACACAUAUCUAUAGUUUUGUUUAACCCUGCAACGAGUUUCUUCCAAGGUUGGGAUUUUGAUCUCCAUCCCAAAUAUACCUUGAUUUUUGGUAUUGGUUCCCAUGUCUAUACGUGUCUUUAAUCCUUCUAUACAUUCAUAGCCUCCGAUGAGGUUUAGUUUCACCGUCUCUAUGAUCUUUUAUUCUUUUUGAUGUGAGCCCUUGGGGGCCUGUUUUCUUAGAUUAGUCAGAUUUGGUGUAUCAUUGAGAAAGGAUUAUAAAUUUGAAAUAUAUGCUGUUAGUUGCUUUAAAAACUUCUUUACUAGCAG
This is a messenger RNA of Erigeron canadensis, 1786 nucleotides long. Its product is annotated as UDP-glucuronic acid decarboxylase 1-like. The transcript is spliced from 7 exons. Lineage: Eukaryota; Viridiplantae; Streptophyta; Magnoliopsida; Asterales; Asteraceae. Gene Ontology annotation, molecular function: NAD+ binding; UDP-glucuronate decarboxylase activity. Gene Ontology annotation, cellular component: cytoplasm. The coding region runs from base 165 to 1445 and encodes 426 amino acids. The record is from RefSeq and is a predicted model, not a curated record. Gene Ontology annotation, biological process: D-xylose metabolic process.